Molecule: messenger RNA, 3310 nt
Organism: Sorex araneus (European shrew)
Lineage: Eukaryota; Metazoa; Chordata; Mammalia; Eulipotyphla; Soricidae
Gene: GFRA2
Product: GDNF family receptor alpha 2
Exons: 9
Coding region: 700-2094 (464 amino acids)
Biological process (GO): nervous system development
Cellular component (GO): external side of plasma membrane; signaling receptor complex
Molecular function (GO): signaling receptor activity
Source: RefSeq, a predicted model, not a curated record
GCGCACCGCCGAGACGCACGCACGCAGCCACACGGUCGCUGGGAUUCCAGGAGAAAAAGUGAGGCGAGCCAGGGCGAGCGGGAGAAGAUUAUUUUUUAAUUUUAUUUUUAUUUUGUAUUUUUUUUUGGGGGGGGGAAUCUUUUCUCGUCUUGGUGCGAAAGAAGCGACUUGGGUUCUCGUCCUCGAAGCUCCCACUUGGAUUGUUGGUUCCCUGGCGCGGACCCCCGCCGGCGGAUUUCUUUGCCAUUUGCAUUUUGUUCUGACCCCCCACCCUCGCUGCUUCCUUGCAGCCCCUCCCUCGCAGACCGCCGCCGCCCCCCUCCCCAGAUCGCCGGACCCCUCCUGGGAAGCUCCGGGGGGAUUCGGCCCCGCGGGGACUCGCGCCUCCCGGGACCUGGACCAGCGGCGGCUCGGGCAGCCCUCCGGACCCGCUUCGCCUCGAAAGCGCAUCUGCACACGUCUACGUGCCAUUUGGUUACAGUGGGCACUGGGGGCGUCGAGAGCAGCCCACCGCCUCGCAAUCCCCCAAACCAGAGGCGAGGACGCGGGACUCCGGAGCUUCAUCGAGUGGACUAGCUGGGAUCUCCGCAUUGGAUUUGGGGCAUAUCGUUGUCAUUAUUAUUGUUAUUAUUAUUAUUUUUUUUACUCGAGGGAGAUAGACAACAAAACAAAACAAAACAAAACUGGGAUUUAUUUAACAUGAUCUUGGCAAACGCCUUCUGCCUCUUCUUCUUUUUAGACGAGACCCUCCGCUCUUUGGCCAGCCCUUCCUCCCCGCAGGGCCCCGAGCUCCACGGCUGGCGCCCCCCAGUGGACUGUGUUCGGGCCAAUGAGCUGUGCGCGGCCGAAUCCAACUGCAUCUCCCGCUACCGCACGCUGCGGCAGUGCCUGGCGGGCCGGGACCGCAACACCAUGCUGGCCAACAAGGAGUGCCAGGCGGCCCUGGAGGUCCUGCAGGAGAGCCCGCUGUACGACUGCCGCUGCAAGCGGGGCAUGAAGAAGGAGCUGCAGUGCCUGCAGAUCUACUGGAGCAUCCACCUGGGGCUGACGGAGGGGGAGGAGUUUUAUGAAGCGUCACCCUACGAGCCGGCCACCUCCCGCCUCUCCGACAUCUUCAGGCUCGCCUCAAUCUUCUCAGGGACAGGGGUGGACCCGGUGGUCAGCACCAAGAGCAACCACUGCCUGGAUGCCGCCAAGGCCUGUAACCUGAAUGACAACUGCAAGAAGCUCCGCUCCUCCUACAUCUCCAUCUGCAACCGGGAGAUCUCGCCCACGGAGCGCUGCAACCGCCGCAAGUGCCACAAGGCCCUGCGCCAGUUCUUCGACCGGGUGCCCAGCGAGUACACCUACCGCAUGCUCUUCUGUUCCUGUCAGGACCAGGCGUGUGCCGAGCGCCGCCGGCAGACCAUCCUGCCCAGCUGCUCCUAUGAGGACAAGGAGAAACCUAACUGCCUGGACCUCCGCGGUGCAUGUCGGACUGACCACCUCUGCCGGUCCCGGCUGGCCGACUUCCACGCCAAUUGUCGCGCCUCCUACCAGACAGUCACCAGCUGCCCUGCGGACAAUUACCAGGCGUGUCUGGGCUCCUAUGCUGGCAUGAUCGGGUUUGACGUGACACCCAACUACGUGGACUCCAGCCCCACUGGCAUCGUGGUGUCCCCCUGGUGCAACUGUCGCGGGAGCGGGAACAUGGAGGCAGAGUGCGAGAAAUUCCUCAGCGACUUCACCGAGAACCCGUGCCUCCGGAAUGCCAUCCAGGCCUUUGGCAACGGCACUGAUGUGAACCUGUCCCCUAAAAGCCCCUCCUCCCAGGCGACGCAGGCCCCUCGGCUGGAGAAGACGCCUUCUCUGCCAGAUGAUCUCAGUGACAGCACCAGCCUGGGGACCAGUGUCAUCACCACCUGCACGUCUGUCCAGGAGCAGGAGCUGAAGGCCAAUAACUCCAAAGAGUUUAGCUUGUGCUUCACAGAGCUCACAACGAACAUCAUUCCGGGGAGCAACAAGGUGAUCAGACCGAACUCAGGCCCCUGCAGGGUCCGACCGUCGGCUGCCUUGACCACUGUGGCCCUCCUCAUGCUGAAGCUCGCCUCGUAGGCGCUGGGACCUGUGUUGGAGGUUUCUGGAAGCUCCCUGGACAAGAAAUGGAAACUCUGGACAAUAUGGAAACACACACUGACACACACCUUGCAAAAAAAAAAAAAAGUUUUCCCCCCACCUUGUCUCUGAAACUGUCUCCUCCCAGCUUUCUUCUCUGGAGAAGUUUUUUUCUAAACCAAACAGAAUAGCAGGCAGGUCCACCUGAGAGCUGGCCGUGAGGUCUGGCCAGGGCAGUCGCGUGCUGAGGAGGAGGGCAGAAGGCUCUAGAAAUACCCUUCCGUUUCUCCUGGUGUUCUUUUCUCUCUGGACCCCACUGACAAGAGAUCUGGAUGAGACCCCUGCAGCUCCGGGGGCUGGGGGCCUCUGGCCUGCAGUAGGCCGGGGCAGGAUGGCCACACUGCUGCCCUGGACCUCUGCCCCUCCCCCUUCCCGGGCCCUUGGCGAGGGGAUGGCAGAGUACAAGGCCGAGGAAGCACGGGGCCACUGCCUUCCGUAUCUGUCUGCUCGGCUCGGAGGAGGAUGGAGUUCCUGCUGUCCCCCCUCUCUGCCCAGGCAGGUCUGCAUCUGACUGUGGAGAGCGCGGUGCUGACCCCCUGAUACCACGGGUGGGCUCUGGGCCUGUUGGAGGGGGGUGAUGGAAGAUGAGCCAAACUGGGAGGUGCCCUGUGGGGAAGGGAACGCAGCCUGGCACCGGCUCCAGAUGCUGCCUCUUCAAACCAAGAGUCUUGAAAUCAAGGAGAAAAGGUACCUUGUGGGUUCCUGGGGUUUCUCGUGGGCCCAGAUGGGGGCGUCUCAUCGUGGGGAGGGGCUGCUGAGGGGGACAGCCCAGACCUGCACCAGGCUCCCGUCUCGGAUGUCUCUUCUCCAUCCCCCCGCCCCUCUUUCACAGAUGCGCCCUCAUUUUGGAGAUGGACACCCCUCUAUGUACAUAACAAGGCUCCUCAACAUAUAUGUAUAUACACACCCAUAUACAUAUAUCAUGUGCUUUCCCCUUUCUUUCCUUUUUUUAAAGAAACAAAAUUAUCAAAGUAAUACCCAACAGAUGAGCGAAAAAAAGUAUUAUUGUAAAGUUUAUUUUUUUUAAUAAUGUUGUCUAUAGCGGGAAAACAGACCGAUCCCUGGGUUCUUGGCCUGUCGGCUGACCGGGCCAUGGAAGGGGGUCCUGAUCCGUGUUCAUGCUCAGCCAAGGCUCCAAUAAAUGUACUAGGACGCA